CCAGCAUUUGUCUACACUAUGCAUCAAGCGCAAUGAUACAAGUCCAUAGUUGAGCCUGUCUGUCACCAACAUACAACAGCGGACGAUCCUCCCCUCGAUCCUUCACCAUGCUCGACACGCUAUACAAACUCCCCCUCAUCUCCUCCCUUCUCAACUUCUCACCCUUCCUCCCGCCUCUUGAUACUCAUACCACCACCAUUCCAACCUCUCAAUCUUCAUGUCCCAAUCCACCAUCACUAUCCUGCCCGUUCCCUCCGCCCCGCGAGAUCAACACAUGCUGCCUCAACCACCCAAGCGGCCACUUCCUCCAGACUCAAUUCUGGGACUCAUCUCCCGCCCUGGGGCCCAACACAUCCUGGACCAUCCACGGUUUGUGGCCGGACCUCUGCGCCGGCGGCUUCGACACCUUCUGCGACUCGUCACGCUCGCACUCACCCUCUGACAUCCGCACGUUACUCACGUCCCUGCUCAACCACACGCACACCACGCACGAUGACCUCCUUGAUUUCAUGGACACGUACUGGCUCUCGCUCGACGACCAGCCCCAACACCUCUGGGCGCACGAAUGGAACAAACACGGCACAUGCAUUUCGACCCUCGACCCAGAUUGCUACCAUUCCCAGGAGAACCCCGACCUGUCCGUGCUGGAUUACUUCGUCCACACGACAUCCCUGUUCCGCACGCUCGACACGUACACGCUCCUCGCCGAGGCUGGCAUCCUGCCGUCCCGCCAUCAACGCUACACGCUGCGUGAACUCGAAGAAGCCAUCGAAUCUUCUCCACACGGAUACCCCGUGACAUUUCGAUGCACACACGCCGGCGAACUGAAUGAAAUAUGGUACCAUUUCUCAGUCAUGGGUUCGCUGAGGAACAGUUAUCCCGAACACGAGCACGAGCACGAAGACCCCAAUGAAAGACGUAUGUCACCACUCCUCGACGCAUCCACUGUUCGCGACAUCUUCGUACCCACCAACCCUGACGGCGCAAAGUCGAACUGUCCCAGCCAGGGCAUCAAAUAUCUUCCCAAGGACAAGAAUCCUGACGGCGGCCACCCUGGUCCUUCUCCAAGUCGUACCACAACCACGGCGACUAGCACGACCAUUCCCACAUCCGCUCCAUUCACAGGGAAGGGCCAUCUUGCAAUCCAUAUCCUCGACGGUACCUCUUCCUCUUCCUCUCCCUCUUCCUCUCCUUCUAACGAAUCACCGCCAACGCAAAACAUCCUGUCCUCCUCGUCCGAUGAAUUGUUGUCAACACAGAGAGGCUGCCUCAUCCGCCUCGGACAGUGGUACGUCUCCGGGACAUGCGCGACCUUCAAAGCACAACCUGACAUUGUCGACCCCGGCCAAGCACCGCUCUUCUCCCUUUCGUCGAGUUACUCGCCAUGCGUGUUCAGCGUACGCACUGGCAAAUUGGAGUGCACGAAGUCCACGACGGUCCAGAGCAUAUUUUCUACAGACAACGAGAACCCGCAUGUCUUGUCAUACCAAAAUAGGACGACAUUCUACGCUGACCAUGUUCCGCGGCGGUUCGACAAGGUCGACAUUUAUGCUGAUGAUGGUGAUGGCGAAAGAAGUGUCCAGUUGGAGAUACAUUGGGUAGCUGUAUAGGUUAAUACACGCGCUGGAUCUGUCCACGCUUCUCGGUUCUACAAAAUAGUCGUUUUGCCAACACAGAACUUGGCCUGAAUCUAC
Exophiala xenobiotica is the source of this 1694-nucleotide messenger RNA. RefSeq lists its product as uncharacterized. Gene Ontology annotation, cellular component: extracellular region. The record is from RefSeq and is a predicted model, not a curated record. Lineage: Eukaryota; Fungi; Ascomycota; Eurotiomycetes; Chaetothyriales; Herpotrichiellaceae. Gene Ontology annotation, molecular function: ribonuclease T2 activity; RNA binding. The coding region runs from base 108 to 1610 and encodes 500 amino acids. Gene Ontology annotation, biological process: RNA catabolic process. The transcript has a single exon.